AGUCCCGCGUCUGACCAAUCGUGUGCCGCUGUGGCUCAGCACCAUUGCAGUGUGUGUGUAUGUGUGUGGGGGGGAGAAUCAUACAUACGGAGGUACAGGUCGUGGAAAGAGGGAUCGUUUGGAGGAAAGAUACACGACCUGAGUGACCGCUCCGGAGGUAACGCCGCCCCUGUUUCCACUAUACGGUCACCGUGUGACAUCCCCGCAACCAGCUUUAGUCCGAGUGACCCUCUGUGAGUGACAGAUGUGUGGCGCUGUGGAGAACCACUUGCGUCUCCCAGUGGAGAUUUGAGUUCUGGGACACUGAGUAUGAGUGAAACGAAACGAGUCACGCUUGGCCACAUACGAGUUGUCAAAUCGAAGCCUGCGUGCCUCCGCACCCUGGUUCAAGUCUCAAGUGGUUCAAGUGGUUCACUUCUCCAUUGUGACAGGCAGCCGAGGGGGCGUCUCUGAGGAAGAUGCUGGGUUCAGAGCGCGGGGUUGUGGAAGAAUGGCUCUCAGAAUUCAAGUCCUUACCAGAAACCCACAUCCCCGGCUACGCGGGCAGCCUUCACCUGAAGAAGUCCCUGGUACCGGCCCUCUACAGAGUCAUCCAGGACCCCAACAAUGAGCUGCUGGAGCCCGUGUGCCACCAGCUGUUCGAGCUGUACCGGAGCUCAGAAGACCGCUUGCGACGCUUCACCCUGCAGUUCCUGCCCGAGCUGGUGUGGGUGUAUCUGCGAGUCACUGCCAGCAGGGACCGUCAGAGCAACGGCUGCAUCGAGGCCCUACUCUUGGGCAUCUACAACCUGGAGAUUGUGGACAAAGAUGGCAACAGCAAGCUCCUCUCCUUCACAAUCCCGUCCCUGUCCAAACCAUCGAUAUAUCACGAGCCAUCCAGCCUGGGGUCCAUGGCGCUGACGGAGGGAGCUCUCUGUCAACAUGACCUGAUCCGAGUGGUGUACAGCGGCCUCCACCCUCAGAGAGAGACCUUCACUGCACAGAACAGGUUUGAGGUGUUGUGUUUCCUCAUGCUGUGCUACAACUCUGCUGUGGUCUACAUGCCCCUCUCCUCCUACCAGUCAGUCUGCAGGAUGAGCUCACGGUUGUGUGUGUGUGGAUUCCCCCGGCAACAGCAGAAGCUUUGGAGGGAGCCGUGCAACCGCGUGCUGCUGGACCCGGAGUUCAUGGUGCAGAUGCUAACUGCCGUUUAUCACGCCAUAUACAAUGGAGAGUGGGAGAUGGGGCGAGAAGCUCUGGAGGACAUCGUGUACAGAGCCCAGCUGGAGCUUUACUCCCAGCCUCUCCUGCUGGGGAACGCCAUGAAAAACUCGCUGCCAGAAAGCGCUCCUGACGAGACGCGGGGGCGCAAGGUGCUCCAGGUGGAGGUGACGCCCACCAUUAGCCGUAUAUCCAUCUCAGCCAUCACCACCGCCUCCAUACGACGCCACCGCUGGAAGAGAGAGGAUUGUUUUGACUACUCAACCGAUGCAGAGUUGAGCCUCAUCGUCAAUCCUCCUAGCGUCGCCCAGCACCACCACCACCACCACCACCAACAACAACAACAACAGCAGCACCACACUCCCUGGGACCCCGCAGAUAACGAGGAAAGAGGAGGGCGGCAUCACAGCCACCACAGCAGCAGCAGCAGCAGCAUCAUUCCCCCCAUCACACUUGAGGAAGCCGAUGGCAUAAGCGUCGGCGAGGACUCCUUCAAUGUCAACGACCCAGACGAGGGGUUCUCCUCCGGGGCGUCCAACAGCAGCCAGCCCAGCGGCACCAAGGCCGGCGGCAGCGUGGGGCCGAGGGGCGGCAGCCUGAACAGCAGCAGCAGCAGCAUCAAGAGAGCCAUCACGUCCCGGCUGUCUCGGGACAAAGAGAAGGAGCGGGAGAAGGAGAGGGAGAGGGAGAGGGAGCGGGAACGGGAGAAGGAACGAGAGAAGGAACGAGAGAAGGAGGCCGAAUUGUCUGCGGAUCACCAGGCAGCCGUGAGGAGGCAUCACCAGAGGCAGCAGUCUCCUCCGGCCAGCAUCAACUUGGAUGCCAUCCACCUGAGCCCCAUAAAGAAGCACCUGAGCUUCCCCGUGGGGCCGGCGCUGGUGCGGACUGGCAGCACCUCCUCCAGCAAGUCCUUUGACUGCAUGAGUUUCAACCUGAACGGGGGCGGGGACGAGCGAGAGGAGGCGGCGGGGGGCUCAGACAAGGAAGGGGGGCUUCAGACGGGGGGCUCCCACCGCCACUCCACCAUAAGCCUGCAGGAGGAGCACCUGAUCAGGCCCGAGGAGGCCCGGGACCUCCUGUCCCCUGGAGCCCCCCUCACCAAGCAGUCACGCUCCCCCAGCUUCAACAUGCAGAUCAUAUCACAGGUCUAAUGUUCAGCAAAGGGGGCGGCAGACACACACACACACACACACACACACACACCAACACACACCAACACACACCAACACACACACACAAACAGCUACACACAACACUCGUGCAGUUUUUGUCUGCGACUCUUUACAGCUCUUCUAUGACAACUUCUGUCUAUCUGUGUGUGUGAGUGUAGAAAGUAAGAACACAUUUAACGUCCAUCCAACCCUUUUAACAUCCAUUCUAAUUGCAGUUGUGUCCUGCAGUCGUCGCUAGUGGGGGUUGCGUUACUGAGGACACGUGAAUCACGACUGCCCCGCUGCUGUAACUACAGUCGAGUGUAAAAGAGUCCAGCAUGUCAGUCAGCGCAUCCUCCCGUCUGACCGAGCUGAGCGUUCCACACAGAAACUCUCCUCAAAGGGAGAAUAUUAUGACAGAGAAGAAUUCGCUGUAGGUCAUGUGACAUUUCAGAUUUUUUUUUUUGUUUGUUUGUUUGUUUGAGUUCCUGACUGAAUCAGUCAAAAUGAAUCAGCAAUAACACUUACCGUCGCUCACAUGGAGAAGAGUCUGGGAUUAUUGCUCUUUCUCUUCGGUCCUUCCCUUUCAUUCCCGGGCUCACGUGCAAUCGAUUUUGCUGAUUUUAUUAUUAUUAUUUUUUUUCCAUCUUUAAUUUGGCACAAAUUCUUUUAUGAAGAGAAAUCUUUAAAUGUUUUCUUUUAAUUCACAUUUCCAAAGACUAUAUUCUUUUGGUUUGUUUAUCUUCACUAGUUUGACAAUAGUUUUACAGAAAUCAGUCAAACCCAAGUUUAGGUUUCAAUCUUUAUUUUAUUCUGCAUUUCUAAUAAUAUUUUCAAUCAACUUUUAAGAUUGUUGUAAAACCAAACUGGAAUGUGGAGAGCGGUUGUCAUGCCCCGAGCUUUUAACUGGACAUGUUUAAAAAAUAAUCAUUAAUGUGCAGCUAGAAGAGGAAAAAAAUAAUAAUUGUCUUGUGAUUUAAAAUCUGAAGCUGAAUCUCAUUGCAUUGGACAGUGCAGGUUUGUGUCUGAUGCUAAAGGAAAUGACUGUAUUUUAUAUUGGAUUGUUACUGUUGUUAAGACCAUUUAAUGGAUCCUUCCAUCUGAAAGCACUGGAUGGUGUGUUUGUGGGUCUGUGUUCUGGCUGAGGCUCGUGUGUGUUGUCGUGUCUGAGCCGGUGGAUUGCUGCCCUCUGGAGGCUCGUACUAGUCACUGCGCAUCAGCAGCCUCUGCCACGGUCGUCUCGUUUUGUGCUCUGAUUGGAUGCUCAUGAAACAUUUCGUUCUACCUCAUUGUGUGUUCACCUGCCACUCAGACACGUGUCUCCCAGUCAGAUGCAGAAUUUUGAGGUUUAAAACUGGAGUGUUGACCUGUUGGGGGACCAAAAAUGGUUUCACACUGUAAGGACACUAAAAUCUCUGUGUAUAAAAAUCAUGUGAGGAGUCGCAACUGAAUAUCUCGGCCUUGCAUUUCAGUUCUGUCGUGUGGUGAGCAAAGUCUAGCUCCAAAACAAGAACACACUGUCCCAAACCUGUCUCCAGGUUCUCGUAUUUCUUGUCAUAUAUCAAACAAUCACAUUUGGAAUUAACCUCAUUUCAAUUCCCUAAAACUGUCCUGCUUUAAUUACUUUUUUUAUGUUUGAAGUGCAAUUGUUUUAAUCCUCACGUGCAUGGAGUUGUAUCUUCUCUUCUGUGAAAUGCCUGCAUCUGCGCGCAGUGCUAGCUAGCCUUUCUGUAGUGCUCCCUGCCCAGGCUGAGUGAUUUGAACACAUCGCGCUUGUCUGCAUGUUUAGUGCCCUGCAAAGCACUGCUGUUUCAGAUGCAUGAAACAGCCAACGAGCCAAACCCAAUCUUGUCCUUGCCAGAUGUGCCAAUACACAUCCUCUCCUUAAGGAAGUAAAUAAUAAUAUUUUAUGCUCGGGUGUCUUAAUUUGAAAUGCCUAUUUCUUUCUGUACUCUGGUCUUAUUUUAAAGCUGAGGGACAUAAAGGGAUGACACACGGCUCAACGUGCCCUUAGAUGCAGCUUCACUUCUUUAUUCUUUUUUUCUCCCCCCACUCAUCACCUCUGCGCGACACACACUGUGCUUUCACAAUCAUCACUUAGUGUUGCUGUCCACGCGUAAAAGCAGUAUAUUAUGCGUCUGUGUACUGUAGAUGUCAGCUGUUGUAAUGCAUUUACCACGUCUUGCUCACGUGCUUGUUGAAAACAAGGGUGAAUGGUUUAAUGUAUAUAAAGUUCGGUGUGCAGUGAAAUCCCCACACAGCUGCUGCUCCUGGUCCUGAGCGAGUCCUGCGUGUGUGCGUUAGCCUUAAACAUUUCAGGCCAAGAGAAAGCCUCGGUGAUCGGCUCUUUGGCCUCGCACGCUCCUCCUCCUUCUCCUCCUGUUGGACCAGACUGUUGUUGAAGAAGAAGAAAGAGCUUGAGCUCUUACCUGGUCUGUCUGCUGUCAUCCCUGUGCUGUGGGGCUCUCAGAGAGCCGUGUUCCCCAUUUUGCUGUAUUUUGCUGUGAGUCGGGUGGCACCUUUUUUGCCGUUUUAAAACUGGUGACGUGUUCAUGUCAUUAAUACGAGUGCCCCUGACCAAGGUUACCAGCAGUCAUGUUGGUACUGUAUGUAGAGUAACAAAUAUCCCUCAGUGUGUGGUGUUAUUUGCAUGUGAUCGGGGCAGGAAAUGAACAUCGGCCAGUGAGUGUCAAAAAAAAAAUAAAAAUAACUGCCUGCGGCUGGAAAUUUUUAUCCGCCAUCUAUUUUGUCAGCAUAAUAAGCUCUUAAAGUCCUCUUGCAUUUCAGAAAACCUCUUUCAGUGAGAAUGUCUCAGCGGGUUUGCUCUUGAUCAGUCACUGCGGCUGGUGAAGAAAGUUCAUUUCCUGCCCUGCAUGUGAUAACUGUGGGCUUUGUUUUCAUACAGUAUAAUGCACUUUAAUCCAUCCACCUCUCUCGAGAUAGUUAUUGAAACGACAUAUAUAGAUGUGCAAAUGUGUAUACACUCAAUGCAGGGUUUUAGUCUCUUUAAAGUAGUACUUCUAUGGGAUGUCACACCCAACGCAAUGCUAUUUUUGUUAAAGUCUAAGGGUACAGCUAUUUAUUUAUUUUUUUUUUCAUUAUAAAACCAAAAAGAUAAUUUACGGGGUCUGGAAGGUCUCAGGAGUUUUUCAAAAAAAAAAGAAAAAAAAGCCACACUUCAAAACAAAAUGGCAGCACCAAAAUUUCUGUUCUUGACGUCAGAAUUGAUCCUAUGCAACAUUUUUUUCCCCCUUUUUUUAAAAAUUUUAUUUAAAUUUUUUGGUGGACGGUCUUUUAUUUAUCCUUGUCAGGUGGGAGGGGGGCACAUGCAUUUAAGAUGAUUUUUAUUUAAAGGUGCAAGCCCUCCAAAGUAUCCCCAUUCAGUGAUUCUGUUUCUACACCCUGCUGUGGUGCUACAGAGCAAAGGACUUCUCUUAAAGAGGACCAUCCGUUCGUCAUCCCUCCCAGAGAGAAAGCGGCACCUGGACUUUAGGUGCAUGUCGAGCCCUCCUGUCAGUGUGCUGCUCUGUGGCUCAAACACAUCAGUCGGUGUAAGAAAUAAACAGCUUAGCGAUGAUGAAUCGAAUCUAAAUGCUUCGAAGGAAGCUGCUGGAUGAUGCGAUAACACUGUACUAAUGAUGUAUAAAUGGAGAGAAAGACUUAUUUUAAAUCUUGUAAAUAAAGAAAUGUACAAAACUCAAAGCAAGACAAAUAUAAAAAAAAAACUGAAGAUAAGUCUGAAAUGUAGAGAGAAAUAAUCUGUAUAUUGUUGAAUAAAUAUUGUGCCGUAAGGGA
Messenger RNA from Mugil cephalus (flathead mullet), 6146 nucleotides. RefSeq names its product protein FAM126B-like. NCBI's taxonomy places the organism in Eukaryota, Metazoa, Chordata, Actinopteri, Mugiliformes, Mugilidae. The record is from RefSeq and is a predicted model, not a curated record. Gene Ontology annotation, biological process: phosphatidylinositol phosphate biosynthetic process; protein localization to plasma membrane. Bases 459 to 2351 code for a protein of 630 amino acids. The transcript is spliced from 14 exons. Gene Ontology annotation, cellular component: plasma membrane.